Messenger RNA from Sphaeramia orbicularis (orbiculate cardinalfish), 1075 nucleotides. Its product is annotated as transmembrane protein 203-like. Gene Ontology annotation, biological process: intracellular calcium ion homeostasis. The transcript is spliced from 2 exons. The coding region runs from base 321 to 737 and encodes 138 amino acids. The record is from RefSeq and is a predicted model, not a curated record. Lineage: Eukaryota; Metazoa; Chordata; Actinopteri; Kurtiformes; Apogonidae. Gene Ontology annotation, cellular component: endoplasmic reticulum.
GAUAAAUUGAGAAGGCGAGAAAAAAAUAAGUGUAGAGAAGCUAACGCCUGUUUAGCAUGAUGUACUGACAGUUUCGCAGGCUGUUUGAUGGAGGACAACACGUCUGGCUGAUUUUAGGAAGGAAAGGCGUCCACAAACCUGGGCCUGCACUUCCUCCAUCAGCCUCUUCAGGGCGGAUAUGAAGAUGUAGCCAAGAGUGACGUGGUUCAUCUGGUACCCUGGCUGUCCCCGCCCACAACUCCUCACCUCCGUCCAAAACCUGGAGAUCUUCCCCCCCUAACCAGGGCACAGUGUGAGAGGCUCCGCCCCCUGGUUCGGCCAUGCUGUUCUCUCUGAGGGAGCUGGUGCAGUGGCUGGGCUUCGCCACCUUCGAACUCUUCCUCCACCUCCUGGCCCUGCUGGUCUUCAGCAUGCUGGUGGCGCUACGAGCCGACAUGUUCACGCCGUCGUUAAACUGGUGGCUGGUGUUCGUGCCGCUGUUUGCCGCGGACGGCCUCAGCACCUACUUUACGGCCAUCGUCUCCAUCCGCCUUUACCAGGAGAACGAGAAGCGCCUGGCGGUGCUGAGGCUCCUGUGGGUGCUGACGGUGCUCAGCCUGAAGCUGGUGUGCGAGGUGCUGCUGUGCCAGAAACUGGCCGAGCAGGAACAAGCCAGAGACCUGUGGUUCGGCCUCAUUGUGUCGCCGCUGUUCAUCCUGCUGCAGCUGCUGAUGAUACGAGCGUGUCGGGUCAACUGACGGCCUCGCCUCGCCGACGAAUCACCCACGAGCAGAGAGCAAUCUUCAUCUGCCAUUAGAGAUUUAAAGCAUAACCCUCCCUCCAUGUUCAAGCACACUGAUGUCCCCCUUGAAUUCAGAAUGUGACAGUGUUCCCAGUUACACACGAUCAUCGUAACGGUAUUUUCCAUUUAGAUCUCCUGAAUCUGAGUUGUCAUCUGAAGGGAUCAUUUUCUGAUUAAAACAUGAAGCAUGUGCUGGUAUUAUUUGAGCUUUAGGAGCAUUCUGUGGUCAUGUAUACAGAGCAUUCACAAUGUGUCUGAGAUCAGACUGUACUGUCUUUUUCAUCUAUUUACAGU